AUGGGGAGAGGAAAAACAGAGAUCAAGAGGAUUGAAAACACAAGGAAUAGUCAAGUAUCCUUCUGCAAGAGGAGAAAUGGCUUAAAGAAGAAAGCCAAUGAACUUUCUAUACUUUAUGAAGCCGAAGUGGCCCUCAUCGUCUUCUGUAGUCGUGGUCGCCUCUUUGAGUACUCAAACAGCAACAUAAGUUCAACCAUAGAGAGGCUAAAACGAAUUUCUGAUAAUAGUGUGACUCCCGACCUAGAUAAAGUCUUCGCUACUUUUUAUUAUCAAGAGGAAUCAGCUAAACUGCGACAACAAAUUCAAAUGUUAGAGACCUCCAACAGGCACCUAUUGGGUGAUUCCUUGAGUACUUUAACAGCUAAGGAGCUAGAAGAACUGAACAAGAAGCUUAAAGGAAGCCUUAAAAGAAUCAGGUCAAAGAAGCAUGAAAUGUUGCAAGCUGAAAUUGAGCAGUUCUAUAGAAGGGGUAGAAUUACAUACCUUAUAUCAUCGGAACACUUACGCAGGGGUUUACAAUCCUCCCCUCCUUAUAAGAAUUUCGUCCUCGAAAUUUAA
This is a messenger RNA of Pistacia vera, 558 nucleotides long. Its product is annotated as agamous-like MADS-box protein AGL11. Gene Ontology annotation, molecular function: DNA-binding transcription factor activity, RNA polymerase II-specific; RNA polymerase II cis-regulatory region sequence-specific DNA binding; protein dimerization activity. The transcript is spliced from 7 exons. Gene Ontology annotation, cellular component: nucleus. NCBI's taxonomy places the organism in Eukaryota, Viridiplantae, Streptophyta, Magnoliopsida, Sapindales, Anacardiaceae. The record is from RefSeq and is a predicted model, not a curated record. Gene Ontology annotation, biological process: regulation of transcription by RNA polymerase II. The coding region runs from base 1 to 558 and encodes 185 amino acids.